This is a messenger RNA of Suillus plorans, 969 nucleotides long. RefSeq lists its product as uncharacterized. The record is from RefSeq and is a predicted model, not a curated record. Lineage: Eukaryota; Fungi; Basidiomycota; Agaricomycetes; Boletales; Suillaceae. Bases 1 to 969 code for a protein of 322 amino acids. The transcript has 7 exons.
AUGGGCAUACCUCUGGACAAAGCUUCAUUUUUAGCUUUGUUCCUCGAGACUUUGUUUUACGGCGUGUUCUUUACUUUAUACUGGUUGACGCUAUUCGUCUUGUUCAAGAAAACUGGCAUUCAACAACAACUUCUUGUCCCUGUGGCAACCUUGCUGCUCUGUAUUGCAACAGCUCAUCUCAUAAUCGAUUUUGUUCGAGCACUAGAAGCCUUCGUAUUCAAGGUGGAUACGAUUGGUGCAAAUGCCUACUAUUCAAAUCUUGCUUCGCCAUUGGAUCUCGCAUCAAAGGCACUUUACAUUACGCAAACCACUCUUGCUGAUGGUGUAGUUGUUUGGCGAUGUCAUGUGCUUAACCAUAAAAGCCGCUUUGUUGCUAUUCCUGGUUGUAUCGUGCUAAUAGUCAAUGCGGCUACCGGGUACUAUGUCGUCUGGUCCCUCUCUCGGGCAUAUGCGCUGUCCACAGUUUCCACCGCUACUUCAGGGUGUAUCACUACAUUCUAUACAUUGACCAUGUUUGUCAGCGUUGUCUGUACCAUUUCAAUUGCAUGGCGAAUUUAUCACACUCGCCGUUCUAUGCCAGGAGGCCUUGCCAAUCUUUUACCCGUUUUCAUCGUCGUCAUUGAGAGCGGCGCUUUAUAUGCCACGAGUGUGCUUGCACUCCUAAUAUCAUUCUUGGUCGGAUCCAAUGGCGAAUACAUCAUGCUGGGCGUCAUCCCUCCAAUUGUAGGAAUUACAUUCUGCCUCAUCAUUCUCCAAGUACACUUCCACAUCGGUGGCAGCUCCUCGACUGAACAGUCCUCUGAUGUAGGUGGAAUCCUCACCAACCUUUUUCGAGGGCGAAGUACGCGGGACCAUCACUUCAGCAUGCAACGGGUGGCUGUGCACAUCACUGAGGAGGAGAUCGUUCAGUCUGAUAAUAUGAGCGGGAAGAAUAGCCAACCGGUAUCGGGGAGCGUCUUUCAACUGUAG